AUGCGUGAGAUUGUUCACCUCCAGACCGGUCAAUGCGGUAACCAAAUCGGUGCCGCCUUCUGGCAAAACAUCUCUGGCGAGCACGGUCUCGACAGCAACGGUGUCUACAAUGGCACCUCCGAGCUCCAGCUUGAGCGCAUGAGCGUCUACUUCAACGAGGCCUCGGGCAACAAGUACGUUCCCCGUGCCGUCCUCGUCGAUCUCGAGCCCGGUACCAUGGACGCCGUCCGUGCCGGUCCCUUCGGCCAGCUCUUCCGCCCCGACAACUUCGUCUUCGGCCAGUCCGGUGCUGGCAACAACUGGGCCAAGGGUCACUACACUGAGGGUGCCGAGCUCGUCGACCAGGUCCUCGACGUCGUCCGCCGCGAGGCCGAGGCCUGCGACUGCCUCCAGGGCUUCCAGAUCACCCACUCGCUCGGUGGUGGUACCGGUGCCGGUAUGGGUACCUUGUUGAUCUCCAAGAUCCGCGAGGAGUUCCCCGACCGCAUGAUGGCCACCUUCUCCGUCGUCCCCUCCCCCAAGGUCUCGGACACCGUCGUCGAGCCCUACAACGCAACCCUGUCCGUCCACCAGCUGGUCGAGAACUCGGACGAGACCUUCUGCAUUGACAACGAGGCCCUCUACGACAUCUGCAUGCGCACCCUCAAGCUGUCCAACCCCUCGUACGGUGACCUGAACCACCUCGUCUCGGCCGUCAUGUCGGGCAUCACCACCUGCCUGCGUUUCCCCGGCCAGCUCAACUCUGACCUGCGCAAGUUGGCCGUCAACAUGGUUCCCUUCCCUCGUCUCCACUUCUUCAUGGUCGGCUUCGCCCCCCUGACCGCCCGCGGCUCGCACACCUUCCGUGCCGUCACCGUUCCCGAGUUGACCCAGCAGAUGUUCGACCCCAAGAACAUGAUGGCUGCCUCUGACUUCCGCAACGGUCGCUACCUGACCUGCUCUGCCAUCUUCCGUGGUAAGGUCUCCAUGAAGGAGGUCGAGGACCAGAUGCGCAACGUCCAGAGCAAGAACUCGUCCUACUUCGUCGAGUGGAUCCCCAACAACGUGCAGACCGCUCUCUGCUCCAUUCCUCCCCGCGGCCUCAAGAUGUCGUCUACCUUCGUUGGUAACUCGACCGCCAUCCAGGAGCUCUUCAAGCGUGUCGGUGAGCAGUUCACUGCCAUGUUCCGUCGCAAGGCUUUCUUGCAUUGGUACACUGGUGAGGGUAUGGACGAGAUGGAGUUCACUGAGGCUGAGUCCAAUAUGAACGACUUGGUCAGUGAGUACCAGCAGUACCAGGAUGCUGGUGUCGAUGAGGAGGAGGAGGAGUACGAGGAGGAGGUCCCUCUUGAGGAGGAGUAG
Molecule: messenger RNA, 1341 nt
Organism: Neoarthrinium moseri
Lineage: Eukaryota; Fungi; Ascomycota; Sordariomycetes; Amphisphaeriales; Apiosporaceae
Product: beta-tubulin
Exons: 6
Coding region: 1-1341 (446 amino acids)
Biological process (GO): microtubule cytoskeleton organization; mitotic cell cycle
Cellular component (GO): cytoplasm; microtubule
Molecular function (GO): GTPase activity; GTP binding; structural constituent of cytoskeleton
Source: RefSeq, a predicted model, not a curated record